UUAAGGUUAAUUGGUUUAAGGUUAAUUGUAGCGGCAUUGGAAACAAUUAUAAGCGGCAAGGCAACGAUUCAGAAUUGGGAAUAGAAGUCGAGGCCCCAGAUCAAGUUUUUUUCUUCAGUAAAGUUUAGUACAACUAUUUUAUUCGGUUAUUCUUAAUAUAGAUUCUCAAUCAAAGGUAGGCUUGUCUUGCUGUGUACCUACGCCUAUUUUGGAUGAUGGGCACAUCAACAAAUAAUGCACAAAUUCUAGAUAUGGACAACAAAGAGGAAUGUUCUGAAAAGUCAAAUGACGAGGAAAUAGAAGAUUUAGAGUGGUCUCCAGAUCAAGAAAUUCUCCUUUUAUAUUCACUUCAUGGAUUGAAACCUGUUGGUCCUCAUAAACAUUUCCGCAUGAUAAAGAUUCAUGAGCGUCUUUCAAGUGCAAUGAACAAAAGAAUUUCUCCAUCUAUCAUUUGGAAGAAACUUAACUGUUGGUAUGACAUGGAAGCAUUGGAUGAAGCUGAGGCAGAAGCAGAUGCAGCCAGUGCGGUUGAAGUAGACUUUGAGCUACCACUAGAUGAAUACAGUGAACUGAUCGAGCAGAAGCUGAGACAACUCCCCCCAACAAUACGUAGGCAAAACACUGAACCAGAGGCUAAUAUGGAAAACAUAGUGGAACUACAGAAAGAUAAUCAGGCAGAGUCGGAUACUUCAUCUCAAGACCAAAAAUUGGGUUUGUCUGAUGGAGAGAGUAGUAAAGAAUCAGAUUCUUCUAAAGGAAUUACAACCCCUAAAAAUACUGGAAAAGAAAUACCUAAAAGAGGUUCCAAGAGAACUUUGACUCCUGUUAAAGAUAACACACCUCAAAAAAAAGAUAGUUCUAAAGAAUCUGGCAAAAAAGAUACUUUGAAGAAAGAAGAUUCAAAGAAAGGCCAGGUAAGAGACGAAGAGAAAAUAGAAGCUGUCAGAAAGUCAGUUUUGGAUAGUAAAAAAGAUCUCAAAAAAGAGGACGGUAAUAAGUUAAAUAAAAAGGACUCAUUGACCAAAAAACUCCCGGAGCAAACAAAAAAAGAAGUCGAGGCUAAGAAAUCAGACCAGAAAAAAACUUUAGACACUUCAAAAAAUCAAAGGGAAACUCCAAAGCCACUGCGGAGUGAUUCCGCAAAAAGGGGUGAGACUAAAAUAACUCGUUCAGAAACACCUAAGCAGAAAGUAGAUUUGAAAAAAGAAGUUAAUUCAGACAAGAAGAAAGAAAUGGAAAAGAAAACUGAAGGAAAAUCUCCAGAAAAGACACCUGAAUCUUCCAGAACAGGAAAGUUAAGAGGUAGAAAGGACGUGGACUCUGAAAAGCUGGAAACUCCAACAGGAACAAAGCGAACAAAAGAGUCUAUGUCAAAGUCCACUGAAUCGUUAACAGACGAACCUCCUAAGAAAACAAAAAUGCCAGCAGUCAAGGGCAGACCCACUCGUAAUUCGAUGGAACCACAAAAGCCUGCGAGCCCUGCACCUUCCCCUCAGAAGAGAAGAACCAGAAUGUUUCCUCUUGUAGUUGGUGCCAAAAAUGCAGCCAUAAUCGGUAACUAUGAAAACCAGCCAUGAACAUUAAUAUGUUUCAUUCCAUGUUAAUGAAAUUCAGUAUACAAAGAAAUGAGGUGUGAUGUUGAAAAGAACUGAUUUAAGAAUAUUAUACUGUAAAUAUUUAGAAAUAAUCCUUAAAAAUAAAAAGUGUUUUAUUGUGUA
Molecule: messenger RNA, 1718 nt
Organism: Macrosteles quadrilineatus (aster leafhopper)
Lineage: Eukaryota; Metazoa; Arthropoda; Insecta; Hemiptera; Cicadellidae
Exons: 5
Coding region: 213-1577 (454 amino acids)
Biological process (GO): regulation of transcription by RNA polymerase II
Cellular component (GO): nucleus; NuA4 histone acetyltransferase complex
Source: RefSeq, a predicted model, not a curated record